Rhodamnia argentea is the source of this 291-nucleotide messenger RNA. RefSeq lists its product as uncharacterized. NCBI's taxonomy places the organism in Eukaryota, Viridiplantae, Streptophyta, Magnoliopsida, Myrtales, Myrtaceae. The transcript has a single exon. Bases 1 to 291 code for a protein of 96 amino acids. The record is from RefSeq and is a predicted model, not a curated record.
AUGGCCAUGGUGGCUCCGGUCGCGAUCGGUACACGGGGCACGGUGGGCUCGCUCGUGAGGAAGGAAAUCGAGUAUUUCAGCAAGGUCUGCGGUACUAGUUCGCAGGUGGAAGAGGCCGAUUCGAGGAGGGGGUAUUUCAGACUCGGUUUUCGGUUCUUGGCGGCGUCAUGGAGGAGGAAGAAGCGGCUCGUGCCGAGGAUAUGCUCGGCCGUGGAAGUUGCCGAGAGGAGCUACGGGGUGAGGAAUGAAGUCCCAGGUUUCAAUUACAGGGUGCUUAAGGAUGAAUUAUGA